AUGAAAGAAGAUGCUGUUGUUCAGAUUAGGCAUUUCUUCGUCAGAAACAACAACUUCAUCAGGAACAAGACUGUUAACAAUCCAUAUAGGAUUGUGUUGUUCCCAAAAAGUCAGAUGUCAGCAUGCAUUGAUCCUGAAUUUCCUAUUCACAAAUUCAUUUUCAAGGAUUUCAAAGAGAUAAAUGCUAUUGAAGAUGCUAAUGAGGAAGUGCUGUUUGAUAUUAUUGGAGUGUUGGUGGGAAAGGGGUUUAUUAAAGAUCAGAACAAUGCGAAGCUCAUAGAGCUUGUGCUUGAGGAUUCCAGUCACAAUAAAAUGUAUUGUACUCUUUGGAAGGAAUAUGUCGACUCAUUCCGAAUGCAAGCCACAAAUGAACAAAACAUGCUGCCAAUUGUUAUAAUACAAUUUUGCAGGCCAACACUUUACAAGGGUAAAGGUGAUGUGCGUGUAUGCACGAGCAGAAAUGUUUCUAGGCUGUUUGUGAAUUGUGAUAUUGAGGAGAUAACUAAAUUCAGGGAGCUGAUUGUUUCCUACACAUGUAUUGGUGCUUAA
Salvia miltiorrhiza (redroot sage) is the source of this 549-nucleotide messenger RNA. RefSeq names its product replication protein A 70 kDa DNA-binding subunit A-like. The transcript is spliced from 5 exons. NCBI's taxonomy places the organism in Eukaryota, Viridiplantae, Streptophyta, Magnoliopsida, Lamiales, Lamiaceae. The record is from RefSeq and is a predicted model, not a curated record. The coding region runs from base 1 to 549 and encodes 182 amino acids.